AUGGACCAGUUCCAGGACGGGCAGCACGUGUGGCUGCGGAGCCGCGUCCGCGGCAAGUACCUCUACGCCAGAGGCGACGGGGAGAGCGUCCGCCUCCGCGAGGGCCGCGCGUCGCUCAAGGCGGCGUGGGCGGUGCACCGCCACGUCGGCAUCGACGGCGUCGAGUACGUGCUCCUCCACAGCGCCGCCUACGGCCGCUACCUCGCCGCCACCGACGACCGCGCGCCCCUCCACCUCUGCGGCUACCGCGUCGUGCUGCAAAACUACGACCAGGACCCCAUGGAGGCCAUCAGGUGGCAGGCCGUCAACCCGCCAGGGGCGGCUGAGGACGACGUCCUGCUCCGCCAAGUCCGCCACGGCCACCGCUACCUCCGCGCCAACGGGAAGAUCCAGCGCUGGAUCAGGGGCGUCAGCGUCGACGACCCCCAAAACAUCACCACCAUGAUGCACUGGGUGGUGGAGCCCAUCCCCGCCAUGCAGGGCUUGCCUCCCCUUCCACCUCCGACCAGGGACCGCCACCCGGGAGACCUCUCGGUCUGGCUCGGGUUUUCGCCGGCAUCGAUUCGGACGAUUCGAUACGUACGGGCAGACGACGACGGAGACUACCCCGAGCUCGAGGAGGUCUGGUACGCGCUCCAUUUCACGGGGAGGUCCGUGCACCGUCUGCGGGGCCUUCUGAGGGACGAGCUGGCCAAGGACGACCACGUCGCCGCCGCCGACCUCAUCAUGUGCGUCCGAGCGGGCCGCCACGGGAGGCUCACCCCACUCGUCGUCAACCUACCCCACCAUGGCGAUACAUUCCAGAUCGUCCUCAUCAUGAACGGGACACCAGGGGUGCAAACGGCGUCCCGCUUCCUGUCCUGCAUCCCGCCCUGCUUGCAGCCCUAA
Lolium rigidum is the source of this 888-nucleotide messenger RNA. RefSeq lists its product as uncharacterized. Bases 1 to 888 code for a protein of 295 amino acids. The transcript is spliced from 3 exons. The record is from RefSeq and is a predicted model, not a curated record. NCBI's taxonomy places the organism in Eukaryota, Viridiplantae, Streptophyta, Magnoliopsida, Poales, Poaceae.